AUGCUCUCCGGGCCUGUGCGUGUGCAGCCAGAAACCAAGUAUGUUGCCGAAGUCGUGGUUCUGGUUACCACGCUCGGCGCGAAGCGUGUGGAGUACAACGCAGGGAAGCGGGCACGGGACCUUCUUGAAAUCAAGGGCGUCCACCACAAAGUCAUCGACUUCAACCGGGAUGCGAGACAAGCGGGUACUGGAGACGCCGAGAACAAGGCCAUCCAAAAGUUGAUGGAAGACCGGAGACUUCAGACAGGUGGCAACAAUGACUUGCUCCUUCCACAGGUGUUUAUCGAUGGCAACUAUGUCGGCAAUGCUUCUGAUCUGCAGGGUCUGGAGGAUGAUGGGUUGCUGGAGAAUAUCCUUCUUCGCAAGGCUUGCAUGCAGUGCGGCUAUUCGAGACGGGAUCCCGGCAUGACUCAGUGUCCGGCCUGCGGGGCAAGUUAUCAGGAGAUCUUGCCGGGAGAGAUGACCAUCAGCCAAGCCCUCCAGGAGCUGGCGCAGCACGAGGAUGACUUCGACGACGAGGAUUCGCAGAAGUUGAGACUGCCCCCCUCCGUCAGUUGCAGUCCCAAGACUCAAUACAUGUUGCCCUGCGCGCGGAUGAGCUGUUGCUGUCCUCGCAUGCUGCACAUGCAGUCCACUUGUGUCCAGUCUGGAUCAGUCUGGCAAGAUGUUGUGAUCGAACUUGCGCAGUACUACGAAGACGGCGAGGAGGAGUUCCCGGAGGCAGAAGCUCCCACUGUGGCUAGUCCGUCCAGCGUGCAGCUUCCUCCCAGCGGGCAGGAGGAUGUAGUGACCCAAACGGUCACCAAAUCGCUCACCGAGUUUCCGGAAGAGCGACGUUCGGCCCUUGGCCUUCGACCGGGACGGAGGCCGCUGCUCCAGAAAAGUCAGGUCCCUCGCAAGCGGCUCAGCAGUCGCUGGAUCCUGCCGCUUCGAUUGAAGUUGGCAAUGUCCGUCGGUUCUGUGGCGCUAGAGACGGCCAAGUUCGCUUUGGGGGAGCAGGUACAAUAUUGGAGCGAUUCCAAGAACCGCUGGAUGGAUGCCAUUGUGGAGGGCAUACGGCUCAAGGAGGGCAAUGUGGUUUACGACUUGUUCUCACUUCUUCAAGUGUUACACAUGGCUACCAACCCGCCCUUCAGUGACUCUUACUCAGAGCCACCUGCCAGACAUUGA
Messenger RNA from Symbiodinium necroappetens, 1170 nucleotides. Lineage: Eukaryota; Dinophyceae; Suessiales; Symbiodiniaceae. The record is from the annotation of a GenBank genome assembly.